Sinocyclocheilus anshuiensis is the source of this 1547-nucleotide messenger RNA. Its product is annotated as SOSS complex subunit B2-like. Gene Ontology annotation, cellular component: SOSS complex. Gene Ontology annotation, molecular function: DNA binding. Lineage: Eukaryota; Metazoa; Chordata; Actinopteri; Cypriniformes; Cyprinidae. Gene Ontology annotation, biological process: response to ionizing radiation; double-strand break repair via homologous recombination; mitotic G2/M transition checkpoint. The record is from RefSeq and is a predicted model, not a curated record.
CUCUGCAGGGCUGCGGCUCUUCAGGACCGGAGUUCGCCACUGCUGGUGUAGGCUAACAAAAAGACCGUGACUCGGUAUAAAUCAAUCUGGAUGCUAGACAUUUUGAGCACUGUCAGACUUAGAAGUGAAGUUUUGGAGUCGUAGUUUUUCAAGUUUAGGAAAGGAUGAAGUCUAAAUUAUCUGUCGGUAAAACAAACGGAGUGUUUUAUAACGUUACUUAUAUUUUUAAUCGUGGAGGAGGAAAUAUUUCCCCUUUUUACUUUAAUACUUUUAGCUCGGUGGGGAUGUGUGAAAACAAACUGCCUCAAAUGUUACGCUAGAAACACCUCAGCCUUUCCAAAAGGGUCUUGUAUAGAAAGUUUAUUUGCCAAGUAAAGUUUAUUUGGCGAAUAAAACAACCCACUCAGAGCACAGAUUUAGCUUUAGAUCAAGAAAUCCUCUCACACAGCUGUGGUUUCGCUAGCCGGUGUGCUAGCCUCCACCUCAGCCCUCAGAAAUGUCGAAUAUCUUCAACGAAGCUGUGACUUGAUUGAUUAAAGAUGUAAAGCCCGGAUUGAAAAACCUUAAUAUCGUCUUUAUAGUUUUGGAGAUCGGUCGGGUGACGAAGACAAAGGACAGGCACGAGGUGCGCUCGUGCAGGGUGGCGGAUAAGAGCGGCAGCAUCGCCAUCUCUGUGUGGGAUGAGCUGGGCAGCCUCGUCCAGCCCGGGGACAUCAUCCGCCUUACGAGAGGGUAUGCUUCAAUCUGGAAGGGGUGCCUUACACUGUACACUGGACGAGGAGGAGACUUGCAGAAAAUAGGAGAGGUAAAGAACAGCGGGGAAUUUCUCCACUGAAUCAAAAUGCAGGUACUCCUGCACAGACAGGAAAUGGUACUGUGCCAGUAUUUCUGAAUAACAGUGCUGCACCUGUGCCUCGGGAUCCCAAUUUUGGGGCUCCAAGAAGACCAAACGGGUGUGUUCCAGGCAAUGGGCCACCCUCAGUAACUGCAGGGGGACCCGCUGCUCCACCCAAUCCCACAGUUACCAUUAGCAAUGGCAGGGACCCAAGAAGGGCUUCAAAGAGAUGAGACUGCAAAACAACUUCGAUGUUCCCACUCCUCACUAAAAUCCUUCCACAAACCAAUACACAAAACAAUGCUGCCAAUCAAGAGAUACAAGGUUCAGUGCUACUGUUUUGCCACCUGUGCUUUUUGCUUUGUCAUGUGCCAAUAUUUGCGUGGUGAUUAUUUGAUAAUCUCAAAAGUUUAGAAUUCAACUUGUCACAGUUCAAAUUUGGCAUACUCGUUGCCUGUUGAGUGCCGGUUCAGUGGCCCACCAUUUUCCUAUCCCUAAAUGUGUUGUUGAACUAUACACCCUACUUGAACACAUGAUGCACUUUCUGCUGUUAAUUUAUAGUGAAUGCAUUGCCAUGUGAUUCAGGAAUUAUUGACUGCUGUUGCAAAUUGGGAAAUUAACUUCAAAGUGACUAACUUCAGUCAUGGCCAAAAGUUUUGGCAGUGACAUACAUUUUGUGUUUUGCAAAGUUUGCUGUUUAAACUGUUGUGGU